GCCUGACUUCCUUAAAGGUGUAAAUGGAAGAGUACAAGUGGCAAAUUCUUCCUUCUGUAAUGAUUGCAAGGUACCAGCUGAAAUUGAGAAUGGAAAGGUGACAUAUGAUGAUGUUACACUAGGAUCUGUGGUUAGCUAUACCUGUGAUGAAGGAUAUCAAGUGAAAGGGUCCAAUGAACUAAGAUGUGGCGUAUAUGGAGAGUGGGAUGCAGAUGAAUCUGUUUGUGAGAGAGUAAAAUGUCCAUACCCAGGGUCAGUCCCCUACAGUGACAACCAUGGCAGGGAUCUCAGAUAUAAAGGAGUCUUUACUUAUACAUGUAAACGUGGUUAUCGCAUGGAAGGCAAUGGAACACGGGUGUGCCAAGCAGAUGGAACUUGGAGUGGGGAGAAGCCUCAAUGUGUUUUAAUCUUCUGUCCCGAGCCUGAACAAAAGAGUGAAAUGCUAAUUGAACGUUGGAGCCCAAUCUACAAACUUGAUGACAGUAUUAGAUUCUACUGCAAGCCAAAUUUUGCCAUCAAUGGAACUUCUAUUCUUCACUGCCAGGAAAAUGGAACAUGGAGUGGUAUUGUUCCAUCAUGUGAACCAAUAACUUGUAGAAACCCUCCUGCUGUAACACAUGGAAAUCUUGUCAAUGAUAUAGGCGGUUCAUAUGCUGCUGAUAGCUUGGCUAGAUACGAAUGUGAAAAAGGUUACAAAAUGGAAGGUAUUAACACUGUGAAGUGUUUCCAAAAUAGAACAUGGAGUUCUACUGUACCUGUAUGUUCAUUAGUGAUAUGUGAUGAGGUUAAGAACAUAGAACAUGGGAAGAAAAUAGGAGACAGCUAUACAUAUGAUUCGGUGGUAGAGUAUCAAUGUGAACAUGGUUAUGAAAUAAAAGGAUCUUCAGCAAUAAUAUGUUUGAAUAGUGGAGAGUGGAAUGCAUCUAUACCAUCGUGUAAUUUGAAACGGUGUG
Messenger RNA from Owenia fusiformis, 953 nucleotides. The record is from the annotation of a GenBank genome assembly. Lineage: Eukaryota; Metazoa; Annelida; Polychaeta; Sabellida; Oweniidae.